AUGAAUAUUCUUUGCCUUUUCCUGUUGACCACACUUCUAGCCUGCAGCAAUGCUUUUGCUCCAUCCAUCGGAGGUUUGAAAGUUGUUACUCAACUUGAAAUGGCUGGAGGUGAAGACGCCGCGGCGCCCCUCGUCUCCGGAGCGGACUUGGAGAUGAUGCUCACCGAAUGGGAUCAGCCUCUAGUUGUUGAUGCUUACGCCACCUGGUGCGGCCCGUGUGUCUUGAUGGCACCCGAAUUCGAAGCCGCCGCUCAAGAACUGAAGGGAAAGGUUCGCUUUGUGAAGAUCGAUACUGAUAAGGAUGAAGCCAUGGCUGCCAGAUUAAAUAUUAUGGGGCUUCCAACUUUGUUGUUCUUGGACAAAUUCACGGGCGGCGAAGGCAAAGAUGAAGAAUCUGAAGCCAAGGCGGUCCUCAAGGGAAGACUUGAGGGUGCCAUAAGAAAAGAGCAAAUUAUGGAGUUCUGCGAACACUACUUCUUUGACGGUCCAGAGCCCAAGCCUUUAUAG
Messenger RNA from Cylindrotheca closterium, 507 nucleotides. Lineage: Eukaryota; Bacillariophyta; Bacillariophyceae; Bacillariales; Bacillariaceae. The record is from the annotation of a GenBank genome assembly.